Messenger RNA from Drosophila elegans, 1408 nucleotides. RefSeq names its product diphosphomevalonate decarboxylase (gene Mvd). The record is from RefSeq and is a predicted model, not a curated record. Gene Ontology annotation, cellular component: cytosol. Lineage: Eukaryota; Metazoa; Arthropoda; Insecta; Diptera; Drosophilidae. Gene Ontology annotation, molecular function: diphosphomevalonate decarboxylase activity; ATP binding. Bases 100 to 1287 code for a protein of 395 amino acids. Gene Ontology annotation, biological process: isoprenoid biosynthetic process; isopentenyl diphosphate biosynthetic process, mevalonate pathway. The transcript is spliced from 4 exons.
AUAUUGAUGUUGGCAUCGAGGUUUCCCCACCUCUAAUUGUCGCUUUCGCCGAAACUUAAAGGCUGAGUGGAUUUCUGUAAAUAAGUGCAUUUUCUGAAGAUGAUUUCGGUAACUUGUGUGGCCCCUGUGAAUAUAGCUCUAAUAAAAUAUUGGGGAAAGCGUCACGAAGAACUAAUACUGCCCAUUAAUGACUCUAUUAGCAUGACUCUUAGCACUGAUGAGUUGUGCGCCAAGACCACAGUUACCGCUUCGGAAACCUUCGAGAGGAAUCGAAUGUGGUUAAAUGGAGAGGAGGUCCCCUUCGAGGAGGGUUCACGUCUGACCCGCUGCUUAAAAGAAGUUCAUCGACUGGCCCUGAUCAAUGGCUCCCAGAAAGUGUCGCCAUCGUGGAAAGUGCACAUAGCAUCGGUUAACAACUUUCCCACCGCCGCUGGACUGGCAUCCAGUGCAGCUGGCUAUGCCUGCCUCGUGUACUCGCUGGCCCGUCUGUACGACAUCCCGCUGGACGAGGAGCUGACCACGGUGGCCCGGCAGGGCAGUGGAUCGGCAUGUCGCAGCCUAUAUGGCGGAUUUGUCCAGUGGCACCGUGGCGAGCUCACCAAUGGCAGUGAUUCGGUGGCCAAACCAAUUGCGUCGUCAAAGCACUGGCCCAACAUGCAUGUACUCAUUUUGGUCGUCAAUGAUGAACGGAAAAAGACUGCCUCGACCAAGGGAAUGCAACAAAGUGUGAACACGUCGCAACUAAUCCGGCACCGGGCGGAUAAAGUCGUUCCGGAGAGGAUUGCGCAAUUGACGGAAGCAAUUGAAAGUCGCGACUUUCAAACAUUUGCAGAGAUCACAAUGAAGGACUCAAAUCAGUUUCAUGCCAUCGCACUGGACACUUAUCCGCCAUGCGUGUAUAUGAACGAUGUGUCCCACAAGAUUGCAUCUUUUGUACACGAAUACAACGAGAUAAUGGGAAGUUUGCAUGCUGCUUACACUUUUGAUGCUGGACCAAAUGCUUGUCUAUACGUUCUGGAGGAAAAUGUUCCCGAACUGUUGAAUGCCGUUCAAAGGGUGUUCCCAAGUGAUUCUGACGACAGUGCAACGUACUUACGAGGUCUUUCCGUCCCAAAAGCUGACAAUAUUCAUCGUAUUGGGGAUGCUGCGAAAACUAAAAUCGAUUCAUUAGAUGUUAGUGCAAGAAACGCUUUUAGAUAUAUAAUUCACACAAAAGUCGGUGAAGGACCAAGAGAAUUAAACGAUGAGAAUAGUUUACUGAUUAAUGGCUUGCCAUUGGACAACUGAUGGUAAUUUUAAAACACACUCUUUUCCGAAACUUCAAUUUCCAUUUAAAAUGCUAAACAAUUAUUUUGAAAUCACAUAUUUUUAAUAAAUUUAAUUAUGAUAUCAGGUGCUAAAUUAUAGA